This is a messenger RNA of Pelodiscus sinensis (Chinese soft-shelled turtle), 857 nucleotides long. NCBI's taxonomy places the organism in Eukaryota, Metazoa, Chordata, Testudines, Trionychidae. The record is from RefSeq and is a predicted model, not a curated record.
CAAAGCUUGGGUAGUCCUCUUCUAGAGAAGGAAAAUUGUUUAUCUUGUAUUACUUUAACUAUGUCCCUAGAUCCUGUGGUGGGAGUUAUGUUAACCACACUAAAAUGUUUCCUUUUGCAGGAGAGAGCUCAGAGUAAGAAGCAAGAAGAGCAGCUGGAACGUCUGCGGAAAGACAUGGACUCUGUGGCUAUGGAGAGCAGCUCGCUUACAGGUGCUUCUGAGACUUCUGCAUUGGGCCCCUCUGACUUGAUCAUGACACGAGGAACUGUAGAUGAGGAAGAUGAAGAGAGAGAGAGUGAUACUGAUGAUAUUGACCAUCAAGUCACUGAGGAAAGCCAUGAAGAACCAGCCUUCAGAAACUUCAUGCAGGAGACAAGGAUGAAGUACCAAAAUAGAAGCAGCCACUAAGAGGGACUUUUAGAUGCAGAAGGCUACAACCCCUUUGACUAGAGAGAACAGCAAGAGAAAAAAGUCCACCACCUCCUGUGCUAUGAAGACACCAGUGCAGCCCUGUAUGCAUUCUAACUUCUGAGAAGUACUUUAUCUUAAAUGUCUAUGCUUGCAAAAUUAGUUGGUUACAGUGAGCUGGAGUUCUGACUUUAGGUGUUUAACCUUUUGCCAUUGUGACUUUUAAAGCAAAAUAAGGAUUGCACUUUCCCAUUUUCUCCAAAUGGUUGUGAACUUGAAUUCCCAGUGUCACAGCAUUGUUUCCUGAAGUUUUAUUAGAGAUUAGAAAGGUCUUUUUCAGGAACUUUUUUCUAAAUGAAGUUUUCUCUGAAUGACAAACAAGAUAACUGAAAUGUCACUGCAGUCCCAUGUUUGACAUUUUAUUUUGUUCUGUAAUUUAUUAUAAAAUA